CUUCAAUAUUGGCCUUUCCUUUGUUUUCCCUUCUAAUUCCUCAAAUACUCAUCAAUGGAGUUGGAAGCUUCAUGGUUCAUAUACGCUGCAGCAUGGCUAGUAGCACUAGCACUCAUAUUAGUCUCCGGCCAAACCUACCGCCGCCGCCGGCCACUAAACCAACCACCUGGUCCAAAACCAUGGCCUAUCAUUGGCAACCUUAAUCUCAUCGGCUCACUCCCUCACCACUCAAUCCAUAAAUUAGCCCAAAAGUAUGGACCCAUAAUGCAGCUCCGGUUUGGUUCAUAUCCAGUAGUGGUUGGUUCAUCUGUGGAGAUGGCAAAGCUGUUUCUAAAGAUCCAUGACCUCAACUUUGCUUCUCGACCCAAGAUGGCUGCCGGAAAACACACCACCUACAACUACUCCGACAUCACUUGGUCACCUUACGGACCUUAUUGGCGACAAGCCCGUAAGAUGUGUCUCAUGGAGCUCUUCAGUGCUAAGCGUUUAGAGUCCUAUGAGUACAUCCGAGUGGAGGAGACGCAGGCUCUCCUAAAAGGACUCUACGAGUCAUCAGGUCGAGCUGUAAACCUAAAGGAUCACCUGUCAGACGUAAGCCUUAAUGUGAUAAGCCGGAUGGUGUUGGGGAAGAAGUAUUUAGAUGAGUUGACGGAGACAUCGUCAAUGAUGUCAGCGGAGGAGUUCAAGAAGAUGUUGGAUGAGCUAUUUCUAUUGAAUGGGGUCAUGAAUAUAGGGGAUUGGAUACCUUGGAUCGAUUUCAUGGACAUGCAAGGGUACGUGAAGAGGAUGAAGGUGUUAAGCAAGAAGUUUGAUUGGUUUCUGGAGCAUGUGAUCGAUGAGCAUAAUGAGAGGAGGGAGAGAGAAUGUGUGAAAGAUUUUGUAGCUAAGGAUAUGGUUGAUGUGUUGUUGCAACUUGCAGAUGAUCCUAACCUCGAAGUUAAGCUCAAUCGGAGUAGUAUCAAGGCUUUCACUCAGGACCUAAUAGCAGGAGGCACUGAGAGCUCAGCAGUGACUGUAGAAUGGGCCAUUGCAGAGCUCUUGAAAAAACCAGAAAUCUUCAAAAAAGCUUCAGAAGAGUUGGAUAGAGUGAUUGGGAGAGAGAGAUGGGUUGAAGAGAAAGACAUUCCCCACCUCCCUUACAUCAAAGCCAUUGUGAAGGAGACCAUGAGGGUGCACCCUGUGGCACCAAUGCUAACGCCUCGGCUAGCAAGAGAAGAUUGUGAAGUCGCCGGCUAUAACAUCCCGGCAGGGACCCGAGUUUUCAUCAACACAUGGACCAUAGGAAGAGACCCCUCUUUGUGGGAUGCACCAAAUGAAUUCAAACCCGAGAGGUUCAUAGGGAAGGACAUUGAUGUGAAGGGUCAUGAUUUUGAGCUAUUACCAUUCGGGUCGGGUAGAAGAAUGUGCCCAGGCUAUAGCCUUGGGCUGAAGGUGAUUCAGUCAAGUUUGGCUAACCUAUUACAAGGGUUCGACUGGAAAUUGCCAGGUCAAAUGAAACCCGAGGACUUGAAUAUGGAGGAGAUUUUCGGGCUCUCAACACCAAAAAAGUUCCCACUCGUUACCGUGGUGCAACCCCGACUCCCAGCUCAUGUCUAUUGUUUUUGAGUAUGCUUUUUCAAAUCGACAUCAGCUCCUUGUAUGUGGAGAGUAACGGCUCUUCAUGUGAGGUUUUGUGAUGAUACACGUCCUUUUUCUUUCACGCAUGCCCCUGAUAAAUGCUCUCAAUUAUAAGUAAAGGGCAUUUAUAAAAAUAAAAGGAUGCAUGUCAUCACAAAAUCAUACGUACGUCAAUCCUUCUAGUAUGGGAAGCUGAUCCAAACUCUGUUAUUUCUUAUUUGUGUAUCAUUUUCCUAAAAUCCUACUGUUGUCCUGGAAACUAUUAUGUAGCCUUGU
This is a messenger RNA of Macadamia integrifolia, 1893 nucleotides long. Its product is annotated as trimethyltridecatetraene synthase-like. Gene Ontology annotation, molecular function: oxidoreductase activity, acting on paired donors, with incorporation or reduction of molecular oxygen; iron ion binding; heme binding. The record is from RefSeq and is a predicted model, not a curated record. Bases 55 to 1605 code for a protein of 516 amino acids. The transcript is spliced from 3 exons. Lineage: Eukaryota; Viridiplantae; Streptophyta; Magnoliopsida; Proteales; Proteaceae.